Molecule: messenger RNA, 1212 nt
Organism: Elephantulus edwardii (Cape elephant shrew)
Lineage: Eukaryota; Metazoa; Chordata; Mammalia; Macroscelidea; Macroscelididae
Gene: RSKR
Exons: 12
Coding region: 1-1212 (403 amino acids)
Biological process (GO): protein phosphorylation
Molecular function (GO): protein kinase activity; ATP binding
Source: RefSeq, a predicted model, not a curated record
AUGGGAGCAACCAGCUGCCGGCAGGGGCACCGUGCCCAGGUGGCUGUUCCUCAUAAGGGUGGCAACAUCCAGGGCCUUUGGACCCAAGGCUGGAAGAGCCUCUGGUCAGGUGUGGGGACCACCAGGUCAGGUUUGGAAGACCUGUGGGGAUUAAAGGGGCAUCAGUACCUGCACAGGGAGCCCCUGGAGCCAGCCCCACUGCUAGUCGAGAAGCCUCUGUCUGAGUGGCCUGUGCCUCAGUUCAUCAAUCUCUUUCUGCCGGAGUUUCCCAUUAGGCCCCUUAGUGGGCAGCUGCAGUUAAAGAUUUUAGGCCUUGUGGCCAAAGGCUCCUUUGGAACUGUCCUCAAGGUGCUAGACUGUGGCCAGAAAGCUGUGUUUGCAAUGAAGGUGGUGUCCAAGAUCAAAGUCCUACAGAGGGACACCCUGAGGCAGUGUAAAGAAGAAAUUAGCAUUCAGCGGCGGAUCAGCCAUCCUUUUGUACACAGUUUGGGGGACAGCUGGCAGGGAAAAAGGCACCUCUUCAUUAUGUGCAGCUACUGUAGCAGAGAUCUGUACACCGUCUGGUCCACUGUGGGCUGCUUUGCUGAGGCUUCCAUUUCUCUCUUGGCUGCUGAGCUGGUCCUGGUGCUGUGCUAUCUUCAUGACUUUGGUAUCAUUCAUCGAGAUGUGAAGAUGGAGAAUAUCCUUCUGGAUGAACGAGGCCAUCUGAAACUGACAGACUUUGGUCUGUCUCGCCACCUGCCUCAGGGAGCUCGAGCCUACACCAUCUGUGGCACUCUUCAGUACAUGGCCCCAGAAGUCCUAAGGGGAGGGCCUUAUAACCAUGCUGCUGAUUGGUGGUCCCUGGGUGUGUUGCUUUUCUGUCUGGCAACUGGAAAGUUCCCAGUGGCUGCAGAGAGAGAUCAUGUGACCAUGCUGGCAAGUGUGACCCACUGUGACUAUGAGAUCCCUGCCUCUCUUAACCAGGAGCUCUCACUCCUGCUCCAUGAGCUCUUAUGCCAGAACCCUUUCCACCGUCCACGCUAUCUGCAUCAUUUCCAGUUCCACCCUUUCUUUCGGGGCGUGGCCUUUGACCCAGAGCUCCUACAGAAGCAGCCAAUGAACUUUGUUUUGGAGACUCAAGCUACCCAGCUCAGUCCGCUGGAAUCUAUGCCCUUCAAGGACUUUGACUGUGACCUGGAGACCUUCCUGGUUCACUCUAGCACUGCUUAG